CUCAUCAUCUGCCACUCAGACUAAGUGGGAGAGGUGGCAACGAUGGCGGUGGAGAUGGCCAUCAGAGCUUCCGCCACCCCAAGACCCUCCCUGCCUCCACCCAAACUUUCUCUCAAGCCACCCAAAUUUAGACCCACCUCUGUUUCCCUACCAACAUCAACCACAAUCUCCCUUUUAGGCCUUUUCACCUCCCCCAUUGAAGCCAAAGCUUUCAGCCUCUCCAAGGACCAGAUUGUCUCAUCACUCACUGAAGAAAGAACUGUAUAAAACGAUAUUGAUCAGAUGCAGCAAGUGGGUUCGACAGUUUUCGACGGCACGGCGCAUGUUCUGGAAUCUGUUCUGAAUGCAGUGAAGCCCGGCAUUGAUGCGGCGUUGCCGAUUGGGAAACAGGCCGGAGAGCAGGCGCUGAAGAUUGCUUCUCGCAAGAUUGCCCAAGAAGCAAUCCAUGGCUCUGGGGUUGACAUACAGACUGUACUCAGUGCUGCAAAGACGGUAGCUGAUGCAGCAGGGCAGACCACCGAAGCAGUUGAAGAGGCCAAGCCCCUUGCAUCAUCAACUAUCCAGACCAUCUCAUCUGCAGAUCCUAUUGUCAUUGCGGGAACUGCUGGAGCUUUAUUCCUCGCAUACCUCCUUCUUCCUCCCAUCUGGUCUGCCCUCUCUUUUAGCCUCCGUGUCCGUGGUUAUCAAGGUAUAUAAGCUUAUUACGAAAUGGAAUUGCUUCAUGUUCGCUUACUCCUGCUUAUAUCAACAAAGAAUUACCUUCUGAUAGAUAUUCGACCAGAGAAGGACAAGGACAAGGCUGGCAUUCCCCGCCUACCAUCGAGUGCUGAAAGCAAAAUGAUUGCCAUUCCUUUGGAAGAACUACCGAACAAAUUGAGAGGCCUUGUCAGAAACGCGAAGAAAGUAGAGGCAGAGAUAGCAGCUCUCAAGAUUUCUUACCUCAAGAGAGUUAACAAAGGCUCCAGCAUCGUGAUCCUGGACUCGUAGUCGGAUUCAGGAAAAAUAGUUGCAAGAGCACUAACCCGUCUAGGCUUUAAGAACUGUUGGACAGUAGCAGAUGGGUCCUCAGGAAGCAAGGGAUGGUUACAGAGCCGUUUAGACACAGAUUCGUACAAUUCAUCUUUCGCCGAGGUCAUUUCGCCGUCAAGAGUCGUCCCAGCAGCGGUGAGACGUUUUGGCACAACCAGCACAUCCGCAGAGUCUGGUCGAAAGCUUCUUCCUGGAUCCGACUGAGUAGCUUCUAAAUCAUUUCUUGUGUGAUUCUUUGAUGGAUGUUAGUUGGUCUAUUUUGUAAUUCAAUUCUGACCUCUAUAUAUUCUAGUUUUUUUUAUACAAACGA
This is a messenger RNA of Malus domestica (apple), 1339 nucleotides long. RefSeq names its product calcium sensing receptor, chloroplastic. The record is from RefSeq and is a predicted model, not a curated record. Gene Ontology annotation, biological process: de-etiolation; regulation of stomatal closure; cellular response to calcium ion. NCBI's taxonomy places the organism in Eukaryota, Viridiplantae, Streptophyta, Magnoliopsida, Rosales, Rosaceae.